Molecule: messenger RNA, 614 nt
Organism: Erythranthe guttata (spotted monkey flower)
Lineage: Eukaryota; Viridiplantae; Streptophyta; Magnoliopsida; Lamiales; Phrymaceae
Source: RefSeq, a predicted model, not a curated record
CGCCAAUAAAAAGUCAAAAACUCUUUGUCGAACAAUUGAGCUUUGAAGGAUAACCAAAAAAUGGAUUCCCAAAACAAACAAAUCUUUAUCCUAGCGGGGCAGAGCAACAUGUCCGGCCGCGGCGGCGUCGACAAGAACAAGAUAUGGGACGGCGUCGUCCCGGCGGAGUCCUCCGCGGACGCCGCCAAGAUCUUCCGCCUCGGCCCGGAUCACCGCAGCUGGGAGGCCGCGGCGGAGCCCCUCCACCAAGGUCUCGACUCCAACAGGGUAUGCGGGGUCAGCCCCGGGAUGGCGUUCGCCAACGCGGUGAAGGAGCGCGUGGGGGCGGUGGGGCUGGUGCCGUGCGCCGUCGCCGGGACGGCGAUCAAGGACUGGGCUCGCGGAAUGGAGCCGUACGAGAAUCUGGUGAGGCGCGCAAAGGCGGCGGCGGCCAGCGGCGGAGGGGAGAUCAAGGCGUUGCUGUGGUACCAAGGGGAGAAGGACACGUUCACGGCGGAGGAUGCGGCGGUGUACAAGGAGAAAACUGAGCAGCUUAUUCUGAACGUGCGUCAAGAUUUGGAUUUGCCUUCUCUUCCCGUUGUUCUGGUUAGUCCAUAAUUUGGCUUUAUUUACAG